AUAAACUAUUAGGUAUAUAUCAAGUGUGUAGAGACAUUUUUUCUUGUGAACCCUAAUCUAUCAGGAUUGGUCUCAUUGAAUCCUGGGAGGAUUGCCGUUGAAUGUGUUAAAGUGGCUUCAAAAAUAGAAAUGCUGGAGGCUCCUGCGACAACAAAAGACAUGAUGGAAACAGAAAUAAAAAUAUCGUCGCUGCCCUCGCCUCUUAAGUGUUCGGAGUCGAUGAAAGACUUUUUACACUGGGUAAGGGUUGAUGAAAACCGGGUAGAUAUUGAAGUUCAUUCAGGUUGGAUAGAUAAACAGUACACACAAUGCGAAGAUUUCAUUAUCCACCCCGAAUUGAAAGACUUCAAAGGUUAUAAAAGUUUGUAUCCGAGUGCCGUCAAAGGUCAAUGGGGAGAUGUCCUUGACAUAUGUCAUAACGAAAUGUUUUUAACUACAGUCCCAAUCACCAAUUCCUUGGACACGGUAUUCCACCUAGCAACCUCUGAUGACCGAGAUGAUAUUUUUGAACAACUUCUACAACUAUUACCUCAGGAAAGUUUACGCAUAGCAAGUGCUUUAAGAAGGAAAAACAAGAAAGGAAAUAAUCUUCUCCACAUUGCAGCAUCAGUGGGGAGUGUGUCGCUAUGUCGCUGCAUCAUUGGCAUCUCAAAAUCAAUGAUAAAUACUUAUAACAAUGAAGGUGAGUCCCCUCUCUUCGUAGCAGCACUUCAUGGUCACAAAGACGCUUUCCUUUACCUCCAUUCUGAAUGCGGCCCUAAAGAACACUACUGUAUAAGAAGAAAUGGUGACACCAUUCUCCACUGUGUUAUCGCUGAAGAACACUAUGAGUUGUCCUGCAAAAUACUUGAUUUGUAUGAAGAGCUGGUAGAUUUUACGAAUAAUAAAGGCAUAAGCCCUCUCCAUCUCCUAGCACAUAAGCCUUCCGCCUUCAAAAGUGGCAGCCAUCUUGGAUGGUUUGAAGAAAUCAUUUAUCACUCAAUUGUCGGAAUAGGGGAACAGGAACUAAUUAGCGAAGCAGAAAAGAAGAAUUUAAGAUCAAAAGCUAUCCACGGAGGAUCCAACGGGGCUCUAUGGGAGCAAUUUCCACCUAAUUACACAGCCUGCUUUGAGUUUGUAAAACUUGUAUUUGAGGCCGUGCCAUCAAUCUUUAGAAAAUGCACAAGGAAGAAAGCUGAUAUAGAGAACCCUGGACCCGAUGUUACCCAAGAAGGACACCCAUCACCCUAUCGAGUUCAUGAGGGGCAUCGAUUACAACUUCCACCUAAUUACAGAACCUGCUUUUCGCUUGUAAAAGUUGUCUGCAAGGCAGUGCUCAUAAUACUCGGAGCUCCGGAGACGGUAAGGAAGGUAAGGACGAUGAAGGUGAGGAAUGAAUGGUCUAUUCGGAUCAUGAACAAACUUUUGAAGAACACUUCAAUGUAUCAAUUUUCAAAAGACAUACCUUCAUUUUCGAACACUUCAAUGUAUCAAUUUUCAAAAGACAUACCUUCGUUUUCGUCCCUCUAUCCAAUGGUACCUGAUCAUGCAAAAUCUCAAAAAGAUGAUGAGGGUAACCCUUAUGGUGUCAUAGAAACUGAACUCGGUUUAACUGAGAAGUAUCAGCGCACUCUACUUGCCAACUUAAAUGAAGAGCGUGGAAAAGAUAUUGAAGAGCUUGAUAAAAGCUUAAAACCUAUGAUGCCCGUGCAAGGUUUGGAUAACAGUGAUCAGUCAAAGGCAAAAAGCGUAGAGGAGGAAGACAUUAAUCUGUCAGAGCUAACACCCAUACUAGUUGCAGCUUGGAAUGGAGUUACUGAAAUGGUUGAGACAACCCUCAGGAAAUAUCCCAUGGCCAUGUAUGACAUGGAUAAACACCAAAAGAACAUAGUGCUAUUGACGGCGGAGCAUAAGCAACCUUGUGUAUAUAAGCUCCUACUCUCGCUCAAGGAAGAGAAAAUUAUUAAAAAAAGUGUAUUUUGUGAAGUGGAUAAUAAGGGGAAUAGUGCAUUGCAUCUUGCCGCAAAGAGCACAAAUUUUAAUUGGCCAGUUCCUGGAGCCUUAUCCCAAAUGCAAUGGGAAAUCAAAUGGUACGAGUAUAUACAGAAAUCAUUGCAAAGAAACUUCCAUUUUCUUGACAACGAUAAUAGCCAAACCCCAGAGGAGAUCUUCACUAAAAACCACCAAGAUCUUGUUGGAAAGGGAGGGAGCUGGCUAAACAACACAUCGAAUGCAUGCUCAGUUGUAGCAGGUCUCUUUGUCACAAGUACCUUUUCCACCGCAACCAACUUACCUGAUGCUAUUAAAAACGAGGCUUACGAUAAGGCAUCCAAAAUUUAUGCUGGCUCAUCCUUUGUGUCCUUCUAUUCUUCACUCAUAGCAGUUGUCAUGUUCCUUGCAAUUCCCACAUCUGGGUGUAGAGAAAGAGAUUUCCGCCACGCCUUACCACGGAAGCUUUUGCUGGGUUUAACAGCAUUCUACAUUUCCAUAGCUUCUACCUUGGUGUCCUUCACAACCGGACAUUUCUUCAUCUUUAGGGAUCAACUAAAAUUUGUGUCUUCCACCUCGUAUAUAGUGACCUACGCAUUGGUGACCGUGUCUUCUAUGGCAGUGUUUCCACUCUACUUUCAUUUGGUGUGGGCUACCUUCAAGAAUGAGCUACAACGUAAAUACAGGGUUAAUAUUCCUCACUGGCUUUUGGAAGAUUAACUAGUAUUUACAUACCUAUCUUCUUCAAGAGUCUGAUUGAUACACUUUCUCCAAUAAUAUUUAUGCUGAACUUGUAUUGUGUAUUCUAUUUCAAUAAAGAAAAACAUAUUUAU
Messenger RNA from Quercus robur (English oak), 2801 nucleotides. RefSeq lists its product as uncharacterized. Gene Ontology annotation, molecular function: protein binding. Lineage: Eukaryota; Viridiplantae; Streptophyta; Magnoliopsida; Fagales; Fagaceae. The transcript has 11 exons. Bases 130 to 2688 code for a protein of 852 amino acids. The record is from RefSeq and is a predicted model, not a curated record.